AUGGACGUGAACAAAGUGAAUCGCAUCUGCCCCACGAAGUUAUUUCCGCGGACGAAUAACCUUGUCACUAAGGGGCUGUUUCUGCUUAGAAAUAUGGCCGGAUAUAGCAAGGGAAUUCCCCAACAAGAAAUGAACUUUGUCAAAAGUUCAAUUGAGCUAUUGAAUCAUAAGGAUGAUGAGGGUAUUCUCAACUUUUCUACAGUCUCUAUGAAAUGUGCUGUGACCAAGCCCUUGACCAACGAAAUUCUGACUCCGAAACCACCACCGAUGAGGAUGGAUCGGAGAAGAUCAUAUAAUUGCCCUCCUCAAUCUGCGAUGUACAUCAACCCCUCUCAAAGUAACGCAGACUUUCUUAUCGUGGUGCAUCUCCGACGUGACCUUCGGAACCGGGAUUGUGCGUACCCCACAGCUGUCUCUGGCGCCAUACCGGCCAUGAAUGAUAAAAGCAUUCCAACGCUCAUAUCUACUGGCUUGGGCCAGGCCAAGCCAGACCUACCUCGUGGCACCGAGCUUCGAGGCAUCAAUCCUCUCACCUGCGCCCUCGCCUCAUCGGCCUGGGCCGCAUCCUAUACCGAAUCCCUCCUCAGCCUGCACAAGACCCUCGUCGAAGCCGACUCGACGACCAAAUCCGAAGCCCUCGGAACACAAGCUCUCAAAGGCUACCUCGAGACGAACUUUACAGUCGAGCUCCAAACAGUCGAAGGAACCCGCCAAAACGUCUUUGCCUAUCCCGGCACCGCCCGCGAAGCCCGCGUCCUCGUCACAUCGCACUUUGACACAGUGCCGCCUAACAUCCCUUACUCCCGCUCCGGCGAUGAGAUCCGUGGCCGUGGGACUUCUGAUGCGAAAGGAAGUGUUGCAGCGCAGAUUAUCGCUGUGGAGGAGCUUCUCGCGAGCGGGGAGAUUGCCGAGGGGGACGUCGCGCUGUUAUAUGUCGUUGGUGAGGAAUCUGGAGGCGACGGUAUGGGAGCCGCAAAUGAGCUGGGCUUAACGUGGGAAUCCGUCAUCUUUGGCGAGCCGACGGAGAAUACCCUCGUCCGGGCGCACAAGGGCGUGCUGGGGUUCAAUAUCACAGCCGACGGCGUCGCAGGCCAUUCAGGGUAUCCCGAGUACGGUCGGAGCGCGAUCGACCUGCUCGUGCGCGCCUUGGAUAAGAUUCAAGACACGAAGCUGCCGUGGACGGAAGAGUUUGGGAACACCACGUUGAAUGUGGGCUUGAUUGAGGGCGGGGUCGCGACGAAUGUGAUUCCGGAGAGCGCGUCGGGGAGGGCGUCGAUUCGGGCUGCGACGGAGGAUUUACAAGGGAUUCAGGAUGUGCUGCAAAAGGCUGUGUCGGAGGUGACGCCGGAGUAUGUCAAUUUGACGUUUACUGGGUUUGGUUUGCCAGUGAGUCUGGACUACGAUGUUGAAGGCUUCAACACUACUGUGGUGAACUAUUACACGGAUGUGCCACGCCUGAAUGGAACCCAUAAGCGUUACUUAUACGGACCUGGGACUAUUUUAGUGGCUCACUCGGCUGACGAGCGCAUCACUGUCCAGGAUCUCGAGCUUGCUGUGGAGGACUACAAGAAGCUCAUCAUCGCUUCCUUGAACUCAAUGGCCGGCUUUAUCAUCAAUGCCCCUUCUGUACAUCGUCUGACUCGUCUUGCACCCUGUAAUGACCCUUUUGUGCUCAGGUUGCCUGACUGGAAUCUUGGAGCUCAACAAUCGCCUGGGCCUCAUUGGUAUGACCGUCUGGGCGGUCGCGACCCCGCCAUGGCGAUGGCGUCACACGUGACAGCUCAGCUGGAGCUCAGCUCAGCUCCCUCCGGCUGCCUCACCACCGCCAGCAGCAGCGGGACCGGCCGCCGACCAUCCACCAAGCUAGCACCAUUCGAGAGCUCAACGGUCACCUUUAUUGUGCCUGUCUCUCCUCCUCAAGCUAGCCCAUCCACCCCCAAAUCCCCCAACCCUUACCACCGCAACAAUAUCCAACCCCGCAUCGCGUCUGAGAUCGACACCUUCCAGACGAGAACCAUCGAUAGUCUUGAAGACCAGGUUGUUGACGCCUUUCGUUCACUCUUUAACAAGGACAAGAACUCAGGCGAUGGCUCGAGAGGACUGAACGACACACCACCUGACGCCUACGGCAUUCAGUCUCUGCCCUUCGCAGAUGAGAUUGGCAAGCUCACUCGCAGCUUCAGCGUCAUCACAGACGAGGCAGGCGAUGAUCUCCGCGACAUCUUCAACCUCACUGAUGAGGCCCGUGGAGGAGGAGGAGGCGGCGGCCCUGAGACCCAAUCCCGAGGUAUCAGCCACAGCGACUCAUUUGGCGGGGCAAAGGGCUUCCUCUCCUCCGCCAUCAACGUCGUCCAAGACCACCUGGAAAAGAACAAGGGCUCAGGCGGCGGCGGGCAGGGCUUCGAACUCGACGGUCUUCUCGGAGUCCUCAGCAACACCGUCAAGGACGCCGCGCGGAAUCCCGAGGAGAAGGCUCGUGUCAUUAGCCCCGAGAUCAAGGAGAAGGUCGGCAUGAAGCUGAGGGAGCAACACGCACCCAUCGCGGAACAGUUUACCAAGAUUGCGCGGGAGCACAUCAAACGAUGGCUGCGCGGCAACACGAGCACGCGGGACCUCGGCGACGGUGUCAAGGGCGAGAUUGAGGACCAGGUCAAGGAUUUGGUCAAGGGUCUUGGAGGCCUGUUUGGAAACAAGAAGAGUUCGCAGGAGGGUAGCCGGGGUAUCGGUGACCGUGAUGGUCCUGAGGGCGAAGGCGAGAGGGGCGGCUUCUCGAAGGUCAUCAGCGACAAGCUCAGCACAGGUCUGGCAAAGGUGCACAGGGAAGUCCGUCUAGAGUUCCGCAAGAUCCUUGGUGCCAUCGAGAAGCAGCUCUUUGAGCUCCUGCCAGACGCUUUCCAGCGACCUCUGGAGAAGAUCCUUGGAGGAAACCCUUUUGACUCUCAACUCGACCGCGACGCUGGCGGACACGCGGACCGCGGGUUCGGGGACGACAUCAAGGUCAAGCUGGUCAACAAGAUCCGAGCCCUGGUGCGGAAGGUGCAGGAGACGCUGCGCGAGAGCAUUCUGGGCGUCGUCAAUGGUGGCCACCGCAAGUUCGAGCGUGAGAGCUGGGUGUUUGUCCAGAACAUUGUCGAGCAAAAGGUGCAAAAGUACCUUCCCAAGGUCAAGAUCAACGUGCCGGAUGAUAUCGGAAACGAGAAUGUCAGCGUCGGUGCGCCGACGGCGGGAUCUCAGCUUGGUGGUGAGCAUCACUCGGGUCAACCCCAGAGUGGCAACUACGCGCCGCCUCCAUCGCAGCAGUAUGGUGGACAGGGCUCGCAUCAGCAGUCAUACAACCCUCCUCCGAGCCAGGAGUACCGGCCUGAGCAACAUCAGCAGCAGCAGCAUCAAUCACACCAGGAGUACCGGCCUGAUCAGAACCAGCCCCCGUCCUCGUACCAGCAGUACCACUCGGAUCAAUACCAGGGCCAAGGCCAGAACCAGAACUACGGCCAAAGUCAGAACUACAAUCAAAACUACAACCAGAACCAGGGCCAAGGUUACGGCCAAGGUCAGGGUCAGAACUACGGGGGCAACCAGGGAUACGGGGGUAACCAGAGCUACGGGGGUAACCAAGGCCAUGAGAGUGGCCAAGGCUAUGGCGGAAAUCAGGGCUAUCAACAGAACCAGGGAUAUGGCGAGAACCCGCGUUACUAG
This is a messenger RNA of Colletotrichum lupini, 3696 nucleotides long. RefSeq lists its product as uncharacterized. Gene Ontology annotation, molecular function: hydrolase activity. Bases 1 to 3696 code for a protein of 1231 amino acids. The transcript is spliced from 12 exons. The record is from RefSeq and is a predicted model, not a curated record. NCBI's taxonomy places the organism in Eukaryota, Fungi, Ascomycota, Sordariomycetes, Glomerellales, Glomerellaceae.